This is a messenger RNA of Mizuhopecten yessoensis (Yesso scallop), 1161 nucleotides long. RefSeq lists its product as uncharacterized. Gene Ontology annotation, biological process: proteolysis. Gene Ontology annotation, molecular function: aspartic-type endopeptidase activity. Lineage: Eukaryota; Metazoa; Mollusca; Bivalvia; Pectinida; Pectinidae. The coding region runs from base 1 to 1161 and encodes 386 amino acids. The transcript has a single exon. The record is from RefSeq and is a predicted model, not a curated record.
AUGAGAUCAAGAUCACCCUCACCAACCAACAGUCCCCUUUCUCGCUCACCACAGCAUGAUGUUAAGAUCACCCGGACCAAUAGGACUGAGAAAAGCAUUAUCGUCCCAAUAACGGUCAAUGGAACAACAACUGAAGCGGUUAUUGAUACUGGGGCCGACGCCACAGUCAUUUCUGAGAAAUGGGCAAAUGAAAUAAAUUUGCUGUAUACUAAGCCAAAGAAAGAUAUUCGUUUAAUGACAGCUGAGGAUGGUGCAGAGAUGACAGGAUUGGGAGUAGUCACUGCGACUCUCCAAAUUGGGGAAGAGGUGAGGGAACUACCAGUUGUGAUAGCUCCUAUCAGAGACAACAUACUGGUGGGCAUUGAUCUACUCCAAUCUGUACAGACCAUUAUCCAUACAGGAGAAAAGAACCUGGAAGUCAACGGAAAAGUAAUCCCAGGACACUCUCAGUUGAACAGAUCAGGGAGUGUUUUUGCCAGGAGUAUAUUUAGAGUACAUGCAGAUGUUGUGGUGCCACCAGGAAGUGAGAAAAUAAUCAUCGGACGAUUUGAGACACCAUCAGACACUUCUCAAGAAAUACUGGAGGCAUUCAAUCAUCAUAGCGGAAUGCGAGUUGGGUCAUGUCUUGUCUCUAUGAAUCAAACUAUUCCUGUGAGAGCUCUCAACAUGAAGGAUAGCGAGAUUAAACUCACAAAUUGCACAUUUCUAGGAAAAGUUGAGGAUUCUGACCUAGCUUGGGACUCAAACAUGAGCAGGGAGCCUUCCGUAAACACCAGUGUCGAGCCAGAACAUUUACAAGAGGCUCCUGGGAGAAACAGAGAGGUUCCGUUGCAUGUAAAGGAUAGUUUUGAAGAGUCCUCAAAAGGACUGUCAUCAAAUCAAAAAGAGGAUCUCUGUAUGCUGCUGAAUGACAUUCCUGAUAUAUUUGCUAAGGAUGACUACGACCUAGGCAGAUUCAGCGGAGUCAGACAUAAGAUUGACACAGGUGAAAACAAACCUAUACGUCAACCCGCAAGAAGGACACCAUUGGGUUUUCAAGCUGAGAAGGACGCCAAUCUACAAAACCUCUGGACACUGGUGUUGUCAUUCCAUCUAGUUCCGAAUGAGCAUUACCAGUUGUACUUGUUCGCAAGAAAGAUGGUGGCGUGCGUUGGUGCAUAG